Molecule: messenger RNA, 2354 nt
Organism: Schistosoma turkestanicum
Lineage: Eukaryota; Metazoa; Platyhelminthes; Trematoda; Strigeidida; Schistosomatidae
Source: the annotation of a GenBank genome assembly
UUUAUUUUGUUGUCGUGAAAGCGGUAAUUUGUUUCCAUCGUCAGGAUGAUUCCUGAAGGGUUACCUGAAUUACUGGAAAAGUUCACCGAGAAAGUUAUAUCGGAAAAGCCGAAUAAUUUGGUUGAAUUUGCAGCGAAUUAUUUUCGCAAUCUCCUGCUAGAAUCAAAAAAUCAAUCUGAAGAACCUCGAGUAGGCUAUUUUGGUGCACGUCGGCAUAGCGUGGCAGCUGAAAGUUUCAAUCCAGCCACAGUUGAUUUAGAACCUGUUGUGCAUCCGAAGACUGUAGCGCAAAAACUUCGCCUGAAAUCAGUUGUUGAACCAAUUUUCAUUUUUCGUUCAUUGGACGAGACUCAGCUAAGAAGAGUCAUUGAUGCCAUAAAAGAAACAUCUGUUACUAAAGGUCAAGUAAUUAUAAAUCAAGGUGAAGAUGGUGAUUAUUUUUAUGUCAUUGAAAGUGGGAACUAUGAUAUCGCUAUAAACGGGGAGAUAAUAGGAAGUUAUGCUGGAUCGGGUUCUUUUGGAGAGCUCGCACUUAUGUAUAACACACCUCGUGCAGCUACUAUUGUGGCGAAAACAGAUGGUGUUCUAUGGGCUCUAGAUCGAACGACUUUUCAACAUAUAGUUUUGCGGCAGGCAUUUUUAAAACGUCAACUUUACGAAAACUGGUUGUCUUCAGUUCCGCUUUUGGGAAGUCUAAGUUCUUACGAACGUACUAAUUUGGCUGAUGCACUAGGAAGUCAUACCUAUGAAGAUGGCGCAUUGAUUAUUCAAGAAGGUGAACCAGGAGAAGAAAUGUACUUUAUUGAAGAAGGAUGUGUGGUAAUUUUUACCAAAAAUUCUAAAGGAGAGGAAAUUGUACUCAAAGAGCUGCAGAAGAACGAUUAUUUUGGUGAAUUAGCACUGAUUUUACACGAACCCAGAAAGGCAUCAGCUCGUGCUGUUGGUAGAACUAAACUAGCAGUGCUAGACGUAUCAAGUUUUGAACGACUUAUGGGACCGUGUAUAGAAAUUAUGCAACGUGAAAUGGGACGCUAUCGCAUUCAACUGCUUGAAACUCUGGGAUUAGAUCAUAUACGUAAUAAUCCUUCAUUGGCGAAAUUUGUAGAAUUUGGACAGUAAUUAAAGAAAAAAAAACUUUUUACACCAUAAUCAAUUGUAAAAGCAAGCUGAGAGUGUUGAUUUUUUUAAAUUGAUUUCUUCAUGUAGAUGUUUUACUUGAAUUAUCUCAUAUCCUCAAUGAUUUCUUGAUGAAUUUUUUUUAUAUCUUUGAUUAGUACAAAUGUUUCAUGCUUUCAAGAUCUUCUCUUACAAUAUCUUUAAAGUGAUUUGUUCUCAUUAUUUACUGAUUAUAUUUGAUCACUUAAAUUCAUUUUAAAGUCUGAUUUCAAUCAUCAUCAUCAUCAUCUUCUUGAUUUCAUACAAACUCAAUAAAAUAAUAAUGUUCUUUUGAAAAUAGUUUGAUUAACAACCAUCUUUAUUUGGAUAAUUCAACAACUCACAUUGAUCCAUGCCUCAUGUAAAUAAUUAACUUAACGCUGGUUUUGUGUUUGAAUUUAGAAAAAAGAAACGGUGUGAUGAACGGAGAAAAAGCAAGUGAAGACUGUGAUGAUAAGAAAAAUGCAUCUCCAUAAUCAACAAUGAAAUAAUUGAUCAUUACUAAAAGAAAGUGAAAAUAUUUACAUGCUUAAAUUUAUUUAUUCCUACGAAUUCAUUUCGUUAAUUCACUUAACACUUUUUUUUUGUUGUACAUUGACUUUAUCUGAAAACAUUGAAAAUAAAUCAGAUGAAAAUUAUCAUAUUUAUUUAUUUUCACUUAUAGUUAGUAGUAGUAAUAUUUGUUUAGUGAUAUUAUCAUUGCUGUUACUAGUUUUUUUUUGUCUUCACAUUGUGAUUAUAGAUUUUAACAAAAAUAACACUAUACUAAUAACGUUAGUUUAAUAAUCAAAUAUUGUUUAUUAGUUAGUUAGUAAAGCGUUUAUUUUGACCAAAUGAUACGUCACACUUAUACAGCUACGAUUCUAAAAUACACUUUCUCCUAUAUUUUCUUACAAUAAUUCAUAUUAGUGUGUGUGCACUCUUGAUGAUGACAAUGUUUGCCUCUUUGUUUUUUUUUGUUGACUAUGAAAAACGUUUGUUUUCGAGUGGUUUUUUCUUCAUUCAAUUGUAAAUGUACAGCUAUGAAUGAAUGUUAUGCAGUUCUACAUUUUUCUGAUUGUAAAUUAGUUUUGUACCACUUGUGGUACAUUAAUUUUAGUUAGUUGGCAAAUUAUACUAUGUUAGUUAUGUAUUCUUUUUAUUUGAAUUGUUUGUGUUUGUUUUAAUGAAAUUAUCGAAAUAACUUCCAUCGAUUAUGA